Messenger RNA from Aspergillus alliaceus, 874 nucleotides. RefSeq lists its product as uncharacterized. The transcript has 4 exons. NCBI's taxonomy places the organism in Eukaryota, Fungi, Ascomycota, Eurotiomycetes, Eurotiales, Aspergillaceae. The record is from RefSeq and is a predicted model, not a curated record. The coding region runs from base 28 to 450 and encodes 140 amino acids.
GGCUUCUGCGCUUUCUCCGCGUCAUACAUGAACCUCUACAUCUAUCGGUUUCCUCGAAUGAAUCUUGGUCGCAGCCCCCAAGCUGAGCAACUGAUGAACUUCUGUCUUGCAUACUUGGAAGAGUUUCAACACGUGUGGAAGUUGGGAGAGGCUUGGGUGUCGACUCUUAAACAUGCAUCAAUCCUCUACCAGCGAGCUUCCACUGACAGGGGAAGAUACUUGGGGAAGUCACGGAUGGACUUCGAUCACCUUCACCAGUCGAUCCAUGAGUUCCGAGUCGUCGACCGAUCGAAUGAACACAUGCAGGAGAUUGAAGGAGCCGAAGGGGUGGUCUCAACGGCAACUUACGGUCCAUCUGUGGACCGAAUUGAUACUGGGACCGAGAUUGAGAAUCUUAGUGCACCAUUGAGGCGCGUGGUUGCAGUGGUGGCCUACAUUGGAGGAUGUUGAGCUUGCGCUAGAAUCAUGACGAGCGAUAAAUAGAUCACUCGCAGUCUUAUACUCUAGCGAAAACGCGUUUUGAAUACAUCAAUCGCAGGACAAUUGUGAAAAGCAGUCCGACAAUAGACGUAGCACCCGCAUAGUACGCCGCCGGUCGGUAUGACUCGAUAUUGUCCUCUUUGCCGGAGAGUGAAUAAAUACCGGACGCGAUAGGCGACCCAAAAAAGAAACCCACGAACCAUCCUGCCCAGAGAAUUGGGAGUAUACCAAGUGUGUUCUUACCACCGAACAUAGCGCCCACGAGGCUGGGAACUAGACUGAAAAACGCACCACAUCCGACGCCAUUCAAUACGAUGAAUAACGAUAAAACACCGGUCGUGCUAGAAAAAGGCCAGAUAACAAGGGCACUGAGUCCAGCUAAUGCGAGUGAGAG